Patella vulgata (common limpet) is the source of this 3508-nucleotide messenger RNA. RefSeq names its product serine/threonine-protein kinase ULK4. NCBI's taxonomy places the organism in Eukaryota, Metazoa, Mollusca, Gastropoda, Patellidae. The transcript is spliced from 11 exons. The record is from RefSeq and is a predicted model, not a curated record. The coding region runs from base 478 to 1611 and encodes 377 amino acids.
AUAACAUCUGAAGCCUGAAGAAAGACUUGCAAUAGGCAGAUUCAGCUCUUAACUAAUGUAUCUUCAACUUAUGAUGAUGUACAUUUACCUUGUAUGGGAAACUUAUAUCGAUUUACCAUCUUCAUGAGCCCAGGUGGAGCAGAACAGUAGGACGUUAAACCCCAUUUCAAUUCAUUUUUAAAGAUUUAAAAGUACAUGGUGUAGUCUAACCCUCCAGAAUUAUAUAAUACACUUAAAUAUACCACUGUUUCACCAUGACAGGAAUGUGUAGGGUUUGCUGAUAUAGCUUUUUCCUUUGGACUUGAUGUGUAAAACAAGUCACUUUGAUGUAUCUUAUGUAAUAAGACUGAAAAUAUCACAUUAGAAUAACAAAGGAUUGUGAUUUGUUGUUAAAAUAUGCUGGGUAAUAGUGUCAUCUCAUGAUUUAAUUAUUUUAUUACAGCUGCUAUAGGUGCUACAGAAUUUAUUAAUACAGUGAUGUCUAUAUUAGAAGGUAUAUCCCAGCAUCCAUCAAUCAUUAUACAAUAUCAUCAGGUUGUCACGGAAACCAUUCUUCCAUCUUUAGCUACUCUUAUUAAAAGUUCAAAUGUUGAUACAAAAGUUUUAUCUUUACGCCUUUUUACGGAGAUAUCAUCAAUAUAUUUAAGUCAAGAUCAGUAUAGUAAUAAUAUCGAAAAUAAAAUCGACACACAACGACUUCAUCAGAUCAUUACAGAAAAUCUUCUAACACAAUUUGAGUCGAUAUUAUUAGACAUGGACCCACUUCCUAGUUAUGCGUUAAAGUUAAUUUUAUCAUUACUAGAACAGAAUACAAGUUUUAUAAAACAAUUUGAAGAUAAAGGUUUAAUACCAGUUAUAUUUACAGUUCUACAGGAUAAUAUAGAUGAUGAUCAUCAGAAUAAUCCUUCCAGUACCACCAUGCAAAGUAUUGUUGGUAUUAUAAAUUGUCUGGUCAGCAAUAGACAGACGAAUGUACAGGAAUUAUAUGAUCAAGGUAUGAUAGAUAAUAUAACGACGUUAUUUUUCGAGGUAUCUGGUGUAUGUUUUGAUGGAGAAGAAAGUGGACAAGAUAUUAAAUCAGCUACUACCAUGUUACAAGCUCUACUAGAAACUCUAUAUAAUAUACUUAAAUAUGUCUCGGAUAUUGUACGAAAAGCUUUACAGUCUAAGAAAGGUGGAGCAGCUACAGCAGGUAAAGAAGCUGAAUGGGCUGAACAACUACUGAUGUAUAAUAAACCUCUAACAGAUCUAACAUCAGUUCUAACACAGUUGCUAUGUUAUGAUGAUAGUGAUAUAUAUGAUAUAACUGUUAAAUCACUGUCGUUAUUAGUUCAGCUAUAUGGUGGAGAAAAUAAAGAUUCUAUGUCCACUGAAAACAUGGAAUUCUACAGUAAUGCUCUAAAAAAGGCUGAUGUGAAAAAACAGAAAAUUCUACUCCGAGUCAUCAAAAGAUUGGUUGGAACAGAUAGUAAACAUGCUGAUAGUAUGAAACAACAUGGACAGAUAUUAGCUAAUACUAUAAAAUCAUUGGUACAAACAGCAAGUUCUCAUGCUGAUGUUGGUAUGUCAAGUUUAGCUGCUGAAAUCCUGAAAGUAACUGGCCAUUUAUAGUGCUUUAAAACAUGGCCAUUUCAAUUGAAGAUGUCCAGAAAUUUGUUAACAAGAAAGGCUGCAUUGUGACUAUGAUGUUGUUCAAAUGAACAUUGUGACUAUGAUGUUGUUCAAAUGAACAUUGUGACUAUUGGGUUAUUCAAAUGAACAUUGUGACUACAGGGUUAUUCAAACAAACAUUGUGACUAUGGGGUUAUUCAAAUGAACAUUGUGACUCUGGACUUAUUCAAACCAACAUCGUGGAAUUCAAUUCUCUCAGUCCCUUAACCACCAAAAAUUAGGUCAACACCGUCCAACUAGACUGUUUUAUCAUAUAUCAGUUUUAAGAUUAGCAAAAGUAUAUUUUUGGUAUAUUUGAGAACAUGUAUCAUACAUUAAAACUAACUAAAAACUGUAAAUUCUGGUAAAUUUCUUAAUUUGCCAUUAUGAUAAAAAGGAAAUCUCUAUUAAAAUAUUUGUUUUGUACUAUAUCAAGUGGAUAUUUAUUACAGGUAUUAUUAUUACAAAUGAUUCUCACAAUCAAUUGUUAAUGAAUGAUUGACAAAUUAUUAAUCAAAACAUUUUUAUCAUAAUCCUUGAGGGGAAUUUGGUGAUAGAGCAGAUCAAAAACUCAAAAACCAUUUAUAUGGAAUAUGACUGGUUUAUUAUAUAUAUGUUUUUCCUUUUCCACUACAGGGGGUUGGAUGGCUAAAUGGUUAGCAGGUGGUUUUCAUUCCCCACAUGUACAUGACAAGGAGUAGGGUUGCCUGUCCAACCUCGUGGUUUUCUCCGGGCCUCCGGUUUCCUCCCACUGCUAAAGACCCCUACAUGUAAGCGAAUUAUUGAAAUAAAAUUGAACCAUAUGUUAGUCCCGAAAUGACCUAGUUUGUGUCGAGUGGACGUUAAACCUACUACACGGGAACACUUGUCAAAACUUAGCGCUAUAAGUCAGUGAAUGUAGGUAUUCCAUAUAGAUGGUUGCUGUGUUUAUAGUUUAUCAUGUUGUCCAAAUCAUAUAUUUGUUUGGUUGUUUGUAUCUGAAUGUUGUUUAUGCAUAAAUGUUUUAUAAGAUAAUAAUUUCUGUUAUAUUUUUAUUUUAUUUUGAUGUAUUUAUAAUAUUAUUGUAAAGACUGCCGUCCAUAUUAAUUUGUUAAAGUCACUUAAAUUAUGUUUUUGUUGUAUUCCUGUAUCACCAUCAGAACUUUGCAUGGUUAUUGAUUCUGUAUUGAAUUAAUUUAUAUAAUUAUAUAAUUAGAGCAUGUAAACACGGGUUUUAGGCAGGCUGUCAGCUGCUUAUUAUCAGAACACAAUUUCUAUGGGCUAUAAACACUAGUUUUAUUAUAAGCACAAUGUUCCAACAAGUAUCCUCAUAUCGAUAGUAAACUUAAGGUAAAAACAAUUGUCUUCUUUUAAUGUGUUUCUCAGUUACUAAAUAAAACUUAAAGAGUAUGACAGCUGUAUAAUGAUUUAUAGUAAUUCUCUGAUGAAUAUAUGCAGUGCCGGAUUUAUCUAAAGAAUUGGCUGGCUGAAGCAUAGAGCCGCAAAAAAAAUCCUCGACCCUGCUCAAUUGUAUUUAAAAGACACUUUCAUCUAGAAGUGGCCCCCAUAAGUGUGAUAGCCUAGGUCCUCUCUUUAUCUAAAUCUGACACUGUAAACGGUCUCAAAAACCAGCUUUAAUUGUACCCAUCCUGCACUAUCAACCUAUUUUACUACUUUCAUAUUGAUCAUUUAUUUUUUCCAUCUAACAUUUAAAAAUUCGUCCUGGGAUGUAAGUACUGAAAAUGUAAAUUUGUUUUAUCAAAGAGAAUAAUCUGUAUGUCAGAUUAAAUUUAGCAUAAUUACAUUCUGCUUUCUCAAACAUAUUAAUGAAUUUGAUCAUAUUGUCAUUGUUCUAUCAUACAUGUAAUAAAAUUUACAA